AUGACAAAUUCAAACGAAAUUCGCGUGGUCGCAGCUAUAGAUUUUGGGACUACGUAUUCUGGAUUUGCUUAUGCUCAUAAAAAAAAUCCAAAUGAUAUAUAUGCACAUGAUAUUUGGAAGUCAUUGUCUGGUUACUACAAAACUCCAACGGUUUUAAAAUAUGAUGAAUCAUUUAAUUUUUUAUCAUGGGGAUUGCCCGCGUUGGCAGAACGUCCAUCUAGGAAAAAUAAACAAUCUAACCUAAAACCUGUAGAAAGAUUUAAAUUGCACUUGGGUAAAAUGGAGAACAAACCCACUUUAAGUGGGAUUAAUUAUAAAACCGCCAUAACUGAUUAUCUUAGAGAAAUAGGUAAAGUUAUGAAAGAAACUUUUGAUACCCGGUGGUCUAUCAAAGAUUUUUUCAACCAAGUGUUACUUGUAAUGACGGUUCCGGCUGAAUUUGGCCAAGAAGCUAUGAAAGUCUUGCGUGAAUGCGCAUUCAAAGCCGAUCUGAUCAACCAGAGGAAUAGUGGAAAAUUGAAAUUUACGACAGAACCUGAAGCUGCUGCGAUUUAUUGCAUGAGUAAACUAACAGAACAUAAUCUUGGCGUUGGUUCAUCAUUUAUGAUUGUUGAUUGUGGCGGUGGAACAGUAGAUUUGACAACACGCAAACUUUUGAAAGAUAAUAAAUUAGACGAAAUUACUGAACGCGAAGGAGAUUUCUGUGGUGGAAGUUUUGUUGAUGAUGAAUUUCUUAAAUUCAUUGGUCGAAAAGUUGGAAGUUCGGCACUUAGUAUGGUCAGGGCAAAUCACUAUAGUCAAUUACAAUACAUGGUACAAGAAUUUUGUAGACGAAUUAAAAUUCAAUAUACCGGCAAAGAAUCGGAUUUUCAACCCUACGAAAUGGAUUUAAAAGAGUUAUGUCCAGUUAUAAAACAAUAUUCCAAGGGAGUUGAAUUUGAAAAUAUGGAAGAAGAAGAGUGGACGGUGGAAUUAACGUUUGAUGAUGUUAAAUCAAUGUUUGAUCCCGUAAUAGGAAAAAUUAUACGUCUAAUUCGUGGACAACUUGAAAAAUGUAGCGAAGUUGAACUUAUAUUGUUGGUUGGUGGUUUCAGCGAAUCUAAAUAUUUACAAGAAAGGAUCAAAAAUGAAUUUAAACAUAGAUUACGAGAUAAAAUAACUGUACCCGCGAAUCCAAUGGUGGCAAUUGAAAAAGGAGCCGUUCAAUUUGGGUUAAGACAGGGAAUCGUGAAUAGUCGUAUAUUAAAAUGGACUUAUGGUACCGACGUCAUUCGACAAUGGGCACUUAUGGAUCCAAUUGAUCGUAGACGUUCAGAUGGAAAAAUUAGAAUUUUCGAUCGAUUGGCAAGACGUGGUGAAAAAGUAGAUAUUAAUCAUCAAGUUUCAAGAGUAUAUGUUCCAUAUAGCAAAGAACAAACCAGCAUAGGUUUGGAUUUAUAUGUUACAGAGAAUGUGGAUGCAGACUAUUGUGACGAGAACGGCGUUUACUUACUUGAUAAUUGGAGUGUUAAUGUACCAACAACAUAUAACAACGAAGGAAGGUCUAUCGCAUUUACUUUGACUUUUGGUAGUAUUGAAAUUGAAGCUACAGCUCAAAAUGUUCAAACUGGAGUAAAAUAUGAAACCACUUUUAACUUUGACCUUUAA
Molecule: messenger RNA, 1647 nt
Organism: Funneliformis geosporum
Lineage: Eukaryota; Fungi; Glomeromycota; Glomeromycetes; Glomerales; Glomeraceae
Source: the annotation of a GenBank genome assembly